UUGAGGUUAAACAACCAACACAAGUUACGGUUAUAUAUUUUGCAUUUCAAAGGAAAUUAUAAUGACUGGUGUCUAUGAAAUUUCCUGUAGGCUUUGCCUUAAAACUGUUACCGUUCAAAAUUUUGAAGUAAUAGAAAACGUUAUUAGAUAUGUUCUCGAUGUUCUUUUGCUGAAGCUGAAAUUCCAUGAUGAGAGCAAAGAGGUUAUAUGUAAUGCUUGCAGAAGAAAAUUAUAUGCGGCAUUCGAAUUCAAGUCGACGUGUCUGAAUACCGAUAACACAAUUAUACCACAUGUGGAUUGCGAAAAUAUGUUACAGAUCGACAUAAGGGAAGUGUACAGGAAGGAAGAGAGAAGCGAGUCAAUUUCAGAUAGUCAGAAAAUAUGUCGAUUGUGUAUGAACUUGGUAAAAAGUGAGUUUAUGUGCAUACGUGAAGAGGAACUCGAAGCUAUUCAGAAAUUGACUCCUGAAAUGAAUAUAAAUAUCAUCAAAGAUCCCGUUGUAUGUAAGGAAUGUUUUGAUUCCCUGUGCACCCACAACAGUUUCCUUAGAGAAUGCCUAGAAGUAGAGGAAAAAAUUAGAGGUGUUUAUGAUAAUUCAGCCACAGAAAGUCGAAUAGAUACGUCACCAUCUGAUUUAUUUGUUACGACUGAAAACCUGGACAGAGACUCUGAUAUUAGCGAGAUGGAAUUUUCGAUUGAAACUGAAUGUGUCGACAUAGAAUCUGAAGAUGAGGAAAGAAGUGAUGCGCCACUGCAGACCUAUAAUAAUAAUGAACCAUCGGAGAAGAGUGAUUGUAAAGUUGCGGAAGAGGAUGGAUGUAAAAAUGAGAAUGGAUCGGAAAACAAGUGUAAUACGAAAACCAAGCAGGAGUGCAAGGUAUUGUACAAAUGUGAUAAAUCUGUUUGCCAAACUGGAUGCAAGAGCCAUUUUACAACACACUGUGCGAGACAUGAGAACAAUUCGGAAGAAUAUAAACGUGAAUCCUGUGAGUAUGAAACUGAAAUUAAGAAAUUACUUCAAAGCCGGUUGAGACAUAAAGGCCCCUCACAGAUCAAAAUGUACAAGUGUAAGGAUUGCAAUUAUGAAGCUAAAUACAGGAGUGAUAUGAAACGGCACCAACUGAAGCAUAAAGAUCCGUCGCAGAUUAAAAUGUACAAGUGUAAUUACUGCGAUUUUGAAACCAGAUAUAGGAAGGGUAUCAAACGGCAUAAACUGCAACAUAAAAAUUCAUCUCAGAUCCAGAUGUACAGAUCUGACAGCUCCAUCUAUUGGCUCAUUCCUUCCCCAGGGAACGUGUGCUGCUUUGCCGACUCGUGGGUCUAUCAUUUCCUCCAGGCAAUGUUGUCAGGUUUGGUAAAAAUUCACCAGAUUUGGUGA
Molecule: messenger RNA, 1378 nt
Organism: Anoplophora glabripennis (Asian longhorned beetle)
Lineage: Eukaryota; Metazoa; Arthropoda; Insecta; Coleoptera; Cerambycidae
Product: serendipity locus protein delta-like
Exons: 5
Coding region: 62-1378 (438 amino acids)
Biological process (GO): regulation of transcription by RNA polymerase II
Cellular component (GO): nucleus
Molecular function (GO): DNA-binding transcription factor activity, RNA polymerase II-specific; zinc ion binding; RNA polymerase II transcription regulatory region sequence-specific DNA binding
Source: RefSeq, a predicted model, not a curated record